Messenger RNA from Poecilia reticulata (guppy), 5650 nucleotides. NCBI's taxonomy places the organism in Eukaryota, Metazoa, Chordata, Actinopteri, Cyprinodontiformes, Poeciliidae. The record is from RefSeq and is a predicted model, not a curated record.
UCAACGCGCACACACAAAUACUGUGCAUUCAUAGGCUGCAGAAACGCACCUCCUGAAAGUGAAAUAUACCAAAAUCAAAAGGCUACUGUGGAAAAAAAAAAGGUUCUGUAGCUGCAGAGAUGAGCUGCAGCAGCAGCAGCUUCAAGGCUUCAUGCUUUCUCCCGUCGCGUCGCCGUUCCUGUCGCUGAUUUGUCACUUUUAUGUUCCAGGAUCUGUCUGAGCAGAGAGACAUGGCCAAGCAGCCGGCCGGCUACAUCCCAAUGCAGCAGCAGCAGGAAGGAGCGGCGGGAUUUACAGCAAACAAACCGGACAACACGGUGCCAUGCCAACCACACGCCCCUCACCACCACCCGGCGCCUCAACCGCCGCCUCCGUGCAACGAGAGUAAAACUUUUUGUCCCCCGGAGAAUAAACCGGGAGAACCGGACUCCAAUAAGGAGUAUGGGACGUUUAAAAGCGCGCCGGCGCCUCCCGUCCCCGGAUCAGUGGCCAUCAACUCGGCCUUCAGGAAGGAUUCAGCCGGCGACCCGCUGCGGGCCACGGCGGAGCAAAACAACACCCCGGGCAACUGGACGACCAUGAGCCAGACCACCAUCAUACUGGGAACAGAUGGAAACACGUCUGUUCAGCCGGGGACUUUAGCGGGGGCGGACGUUGUUGUUGAUGAUGAUGAUGAUGAUGAGGGGGGAGAUGAGAAUAAGGCCAGAGGAAACUGGUCCAAUAAACUGGAUUUUAUUCUGUCCAUGGUUGGCUACGCGGUGGGACUGGGAAACGUGUGGAGGUUCCCUUAUCUUGCCUUCCAAAAUGGUGGAGGUGCUUUUUUGAUUCCCUAUCUGACCAUGCUGGGCAUCGCUGGGAUCCCAAUCUUUUUGCUGGAAGUGUCUCUGGGCCAGUUUGCCAGCCAGGGGCCCGUGUCAGUUUGGAAAUGCAUUCCCGCUCUCCAAGGUUGCGGGAUUGCCAUGUUGAUAAUAUCUGUCUUGAUAGCCAUAUACUAUAACAUUAUAAUGUGCUGGACACUGUACUACCUGUUCGCUUCGUUGAAGGGCUCACUGCCAUGGGCUAACUGUAGGAAUGAGUGGAACACGCUGGAAUGUAAGGACAAAGACAUGCUGCUGUUAGACUCCUGCAUCCUGCGGGACAGAAACCCCGUUUCCAUCAAGAACUCCACUUUCUGUCUGUCCGCCAACGCCGUGGGAAACCUGACAAAGCUGCUUAACAUGACGGCGGACGGCAACAAGACCUACGUCAGCCCCAGUGAGGAAUACUUCAAGUACAAUGUGUUGCACAUUUCCAAAGGGAUUGAAUAUCCGGGAGACGUCCGCUGGCCCCUGGCAGGCUGCCUCUUCCUGGCCUGGCUCAUCGUCUACGCCUCGUUAGCCAAAGGGAUCAAGUCAUCAGGCAAAGUGGUUUAUUUCACAGCCACGUUUCCGUAUGUGGUGCUGGUCAUCCUGCUGAUCAGAGGAGUGACGCUCCCCGGUGCCGCCGACGGCAUCCUGUACUUUAUCACGCCAAAAUGGGAAAAACUCAACGAUGCAAAGGUGUGGAAAGACGCAGCUACUCAGAUCUUCUUCUCUUUGUCGGCUGCCUGGGGAGGCCUCAUUACGCUCUCCUCCUACAAUAAGUUUCACAAUAACUGCUACAGGGACACCAUCAUAGUGACGUGCACCAACAGUGCGACCAGCAUUUUUGCUGGAUUUGUCAUCUUCUCUGUUAUUGGUUUCAUGGCUCAAGAACUGAAGGUGCCAAUAGAGAAAGUGGCAGAUGAAGGUCCAGGCAUAGCCUUUGUGGUGUAUCCUGAAGCUCUGACCAGACUCCCUCUGUCUCCUUUCUGGGCAAUUAUCUUCUUCCUCAUGCUCCUGACUCUUGGACUGGAUACCAUGUUUGCCACCAUCGAAACCAUCGUGACGUCCGUGUCGGAUGAGUACCCCAAGUACUUGAGGAAACAUAAACCGCUCUUCACCCUGGUCUGCUGCCUCUCCUUCUUCAUCCUGGGCUUUCCCAUGAUAACAGAGAGCGGGAUGUACAUGCUGCAGCUGGUGGACACAUACGCAGCCUCCUACUCUUUGGUUAUCAUCGCCAUCUUUGAGCUGGUUGGGAUUUCCUACCUCUAUGGAACCACUCUGAAAGGUCAGAGGUCAGCAGGAAGCUCCAGCGGCAUCCUGGGACUGAGUCUGUACCAGUGGAAAGGGAUGACGUACGAGGACUACACCUACCCCACCUGGUCCAUGGUUCUGGGCUGGCUCAUGGUUAUUUGCUCGGUAAUCUGGAUCCCCAUCAUGUUUGUCAUUAAGAUGCACCUGGCCCCUGGCACCGUAGUGGAGCGUCUGAAGUUGGUCUGCUCCCCUCAGCCUGACUGGGGGCCUUUCCUGAUGAAGCACCGUGGAAAUCGCUACAAGAACAUGAUCGACCCAUUAGGAACCAGCUCCCUGGGUCUCAAACUGCCCCCAAAGGACUUCCAGCUUGGUUCCUAUCAGUAGCAGCUGCUCUGGAAGCAACACCUUCCAAGUUUUGCAGGGGGCGCUUGGAGUGGGGUGGACGCCUGCUUCCAGGCUGUUUUGUCCUCCACCUCAUCUUCCUCCUCCUCUGAUUUUUCUCCCGCUUUGUACUUCACUCUGUCUGCUUCCCCUCUUUAUCACGGCAGUGGAAACAGGCUUUUCCUCUUCUUUCACCUCUUCCCGUCUUGUCUUAGGGAGGGGCGGCUGUCCAAGUGGAGCCUGCUCUUCCUGCUGCUACUUGGUACUCGGUUAAUGGGCUGUCAUUGCCUCCCACACAUGACCACUGAUUACUCCACAGCCCCCCUCCCAGGGAACUCAUUCCAAGAGAAAAAUUGUGUCAUAAAAUGACACAACUCAGAUUGCACUUGCAAUAUUAGACUCACUAUAGCUGUUCUCCAUGGAGUUGUGUUUGUUUGUUUGUAUGUGUGUGAGUGUGUGUGUGUGUGAGUGGCAUUUCAUUUCUGUGUAGGGAUAACGAAUCAUGUCGGUGGAAGCAAGCAGUCAGGAAAAAAAACGAAAAGAAAAUGAAACUCCAGAAAAAAAGAUUAAAAAAAACGAAGUUCAGUAAGCUUGGUUGGGGAUCUUGGUUUUGGGUCCAUCUGUGUACAAAAUUUCACCUGAAUUAUAGAUACUAUCUGAAAAAAAUAGACCUAGUAUGCUUUAUCACGUUUCCAGCAGUAUGUAUUAAUAGUCACAUCCACUACAGCUCAGUCGCUCUUGCUUUGUCAGAAAUAGAUUAUGAUAUCUGUGAUUUGUGCCUCCUAUGUCCCAGUAGAGUGGCAAAUGCAUCCUGAUUACCAGUUCUGCGUGUUUCACUUUGGCCUUUAACGACUCAGCAUUGGAGCAGAAGCUUGGACUCUCUUUGUCUCUGAACCUGAGAGGUAGAAUGUGAUACUUAUUUCAUUAAGUUGUGUUUUGUUUAGUUGCUUUGUCUGUGAAUUUAAAGCUAUCCGAAUAGUCUAGCCAUCAUUUUCGUUGGCGAUUACUUGGCCAAUUAAUUAACCCUUUCAGGUUGACGAAGAUGACCUCUAUGUGCAUAAAUGUCUAUUAAAUGCUGUAUGUAUGUGUUGUGACUUUGUCAAGCCAUAUAUAUGAAUAUAUAAAUCUUUGCAAUGUACGUUACAUAAGUAGAGUAACUAUAUCAAAUAUAUAAGCAUACACAUUAUUAGAGUUAUAUAUAUAUCUAUAUAUAUAUCUAUAAAACCUCCAGAGGAGGAAGGCAGAGAGUGAGAGUGUUUGUGUGUGUAAAUGUCCCCUAAUGUUACUCUUGCCAACAUGUAAUGUUUUGUACAAAGUGCAGUCCUGGAAAAAAAAAAUAUCCCGACUAUCCUCAAGUAAUAAGUGUGUUUUGUCACAUCCUCUCUAUAGGAGCUACUGCUACGUGCAAACAAAUUAAGAUUUAGAGUAGAAAAAAGGCCUCGCUCCCCCGAGGACGUUCACGUCGUCUCUUGUUGUUAGUGGUAGAUUAUUGGAGACCUCGCUGUCAUUUCGGAACAUGUUGCCUCUCUCUCCGUGUGUCCUCGUUGAAACAGGGUCUCAGGUAAACUCGUCAGACUACUGUGGUAGCUGCAGGAAUAAUAGCGUAAGGAAAAUUAGAGCCUUCUUUGUGUUUAAUCACAAUGAACACUCAGCUGGGAAAGAUUGUUUUCCUGGAGAACCUCCAUGAAGCCUGAUUUUUUUAUUUUUAUUUUUUGCUCCCCUUUGCUUAAAUGCAAAGUGAGUCACUCUGUUUCGAACAGUUGUGUUGCAGGGUGUCAUUAUGCCGGUGUGCGCUCCAUGGAAGGCUGUAAAACAUAUUUAAAAGUAACUUUUUGACUGAUUGUAAUGAACCGCAGAGAAAAUGGGUCUGUGCAAUAGUUUGCUGCGGUGCAUUUAUUAUUUGUAAACGGCAAAAGGCUUUUAGCAGCUUUUCUGGACCCAUCACAGUCCCACCGUGGUCCGUCAGAAUCAGACGCAUUAGUGAAAUUUAGCGCUUGUUUCCUUUGAAUUAUUAUGCUCUGACAUCAUCCGCAUAGCUGAGCUGCUGUAAGUGGAUUUCUGUGGGUUUAAAAAAAUUAAAAGAGUGCAGCUCUGCAGGUGAUCGGACUUGAAAUGUCACGGCAGGCCACUAAUGAGGGCUGCCAACCUAUUAACUUAAAAGAAACACCAUGCACCUACUUAUAAGCAAUUAGUCAUUUCUGCUUUGGACCAACCGGAUUUAUGUUUUUUGAGCUUAAGCAGAGUUCCUGAUUGGCGUAAUAGAUGCUUUUAUCACUGCAGGCUUUCAAUGGUGGAGUGUCUUUUUUUAGCCGGGUGAAAAAGCAAUUGCUAAAAGUUUAAGGCUCUCUAUUCCUACUUCUCUAAGCCAUGUCUUUUCAUGACCUUGAUAUGAAAAUAGCACAGAUACUGCGAGGCUAUUUGAAAGCAAAACAUAAUCAAUUAAUGAGCACAAAUAUACAGAUGUUAAAUAGCUUGCUCGCUGCACUGUGUUCCUUUUAGUACGUCGUGCAUUUAGCUCUAGCUGUGAUUUUAAAAAAAUGUAUGUCUGUUUCUGGCUUGUGUGUGUGCGUGUGUGUUUGUCUCUGUAUGUUUAAUCAAUCUCCACGUAGCUGUCAAUCAAAUGUUUGCAUGACUGGUCUGAGCUGACUGUAGAAAUAAGCGAGGAGGAUUUACAAGCAGUUCCUAUUAUGACGCUAAGCUAGCUUUGUAAUGCUAACUUUAAAUACAGAUUUGCUCCCAAAAAAAAGCUAAAAUACUCCGAUGGAUGUCUUCUCUUCUAAUCAGAGAUUAAAAAGCAAAUGUUGUCUGAUGAGGGCAUUUAGUUUAUUCCUGCAAGACUUUAAAGAUAAAACCCUUUAUGACUUUACUCAGAGGUGAAACCUAUACGUGUAUAUUUUAUGUCCCUGUGUUACCAUUUGUGUAGGGAUUCUUUGCCUUUGGUUUGAGAAGAAAAAAAAAUCAGCUUAGGGUUUUGUUUGAACCACAUAUAUUUGUAAAAUAUAUCAAAUGAAGAGCUUGCAUGUUGCAGUUUGUGUUGCUAUAACUCAAUGUCCAUGUGUAAUUAUCUGUUUCCUUCUCGAAGUAUAAGUCUCUGCAUGUUUACUUUAGGGAACCUUUAGUUGAACAUAAAGAUACAAAAUCGAGGGAUGGCGUCAGUUUAGAGAUAACAAAAAAAA